AAAAUAAUCAACUAGUGAGGUGCAUUUUUAACGAAUUUAGCUUAAUGACAAAAUGACGAAUUGUGUCUCGUUCAUUCGGUUUUAUACCUUCACCGUUUUAACUUGAAUAUUUAUACUACAAAAUGGCGGACGCAGCUCCAGCCCGUGGUGGUUUCCGUGGAGGAUUUGGUUCUCGUGGUGGUCGUGGCGGCCGUGGUCGCGGACGUGGCCGUGGACGCGGUGGUCGUGGCCGUGGUGGCAAGGAAGACUCCAAGGAGUGGGUUCCAGUCACUAAAUUGGGCCGUUUGGUUCGUGAUGGCAAAAUCAACUCUUUGGAAGAAAUCUACUUGUACUCUUUGCCCAUUAAAGAGUUCGAAGUCAUUGAUUUCUUCUUGGGCUCCGCUUUGCGCGAUGAAGUCUUGAAGAUCAUGCCUGUGCAGAAACAAACCCGUGCCGGUCAACGUACCCGUUUCAAGGCUUUCGUUGCCAUCGGUGACAACAACGGUCACAUUGGUUUGGGUGUUAAGUGCAGCAAGGAAGUUGCCACCGCUAUCCGUGGUGCCAUCAUCUUGGCUAAAUUGUCUGUCGUACCUGUACGUCGUGGCUACUGGGGUAACAAGAUCGGUAAACCCCAUACCGUACCCUGCAAGGUCACUGGCAAGUGUGGUUCCGUAUCAGUACGUUUGAUCCCCGCUCCCCGUGGUACCGGUAUUGUAUCUGCCCCCGUCCCCAAGAAAUUGUUGACUAUGGCUGGUAUCCAAGAUUGUUAUACCUCUGCCCGUGGCUCCACCGGUACCUUGGGUAACUUCGCCAAGGCUACUUAUGCUGCCAUCGCUAAGACCUACGCUUACUUGACUCCCGAUUUGUGGAAGGAAAUGCCUUUGGGUUCUUCCCCUUACCAACAAUUCGCUGAUUUCUUGGCUGAGAAACCUGGCUCUCGUCACAUCGAUGCUUAAGAAAUUUAAUUGGAAGUUAUCAGUAAAGAAUCGAGAACUUUUCAAAAUAAAAUGACAACUCUUUUUUGAAAGAGAAGUAAAAAAUAUAAAAUAA
Molecule: messenger RNA, 1029 nt
Organism: Calliphora vicina (urban bluebottle blowfly)
Lineage: Eukaryota; Metazoa; Arthropoda; Insecta; Diptera; Calliphoridae
Product: small ribosomal subunit protein uS5-like
Exons: 2
Coding region: 123-935 (270 amino acids)
Biological process (GO): translation
Cellular component (GO): ribosome; cytosolic small ribosomal subunit
Molecular function (GO): RNA binding; structural constituent of ribosome
Source: RefSeq, a predicted model, not a curated record